AUGGUUCGUCUCUUUGAUUUCAAAUCAGACAAGCACUUCGUUGCUUCCUCUGACAAAACUACCCUCAAAGUCUACGAGUUGAGCAACCCUAGCAUUUACCCUUCUUACAUCCGAAAGGCUCACUGGAAAGAAGUCGGCAACAUCAUUCCCCGUGAUCACGAUGACAGUGAUGAAGGAACGAAUGAGUCAUUAUCCUACGACGGGCUGAUGUUCUUCGACGGCCAGGCAGAGAUCAAGGGAAGGGAGGCCCAGACCAAGCUGGCCCAGCACCUCGCUCGGCUGCGACUGAUGGUGAGCCCACAAGGGCACUGUUUCCAGGAUGUCACCGAACUGGGGGAACACAAAGACUUUGGAAUUCACUAUCUCCGACUGAACGAUCGUUUCAACUGGCCCUUUCACGGGGUCAGCAUGGCGGGCCUCACCACGUGGCCACGCUGCCUGUUGAAAUACACCAUGCCGAGUAGGGAGAAGCAGCAUGCCACGACGGCGACGACAGGAGGGGUGAGCAAGGAGAAGUACGAGGAGUUGAAGAGAACGGUGAAAAAGAAGGAGGAGGACAUGGAGAAACUGAGGGAGGAGAUGGAGGAACAGGACGAGGAGCUUCAGAAGCUGAAGGAGGAGAUGGAGGGGGCGAGCGAAAAGCACGAGGCGGAGCUACGAGAGCUGGAGACGAAGAAGGACGAGGAGCUGCGAAGGCUGACGAAGAAAAAGAACGACGAACUCGAUAUGCUGAGGAAAGAGAAGGCCGAACACGACGAGCUGGAGCAGCAACGUCGCAAGCAAUCGUGGGCGAUAACAGCCACGACACGAUACUUUUCGAACGACACGAUUCUCAAGAGCAGAAGGCAGCCGGUGCCGCUGGAUACGUGGACGGGUCUUCUGAGGCGCACGCCAUAUUUCUCCCAUUGGGAUACUACUUUCAAGUACGAGCCGUACGCCAUUGGCGCCUCCACGUGGUUCCCGACGACAAUGGUGCAACUGGUGGAUGAGGAGCCUAGAGAUUGGAAGCCUCCGCCUAAGAUUUAUCUCUUCUCUUCGGGCUUCGGGGCAUUCGAUACGCAGAACUGGUGGUUCGUGAAGACGACCCACCCGGACGGCGGCGUGACGAUGAUUGCUUACUAUGACGGCAACCGCACCUGGUUCGAUGGGCUCGGGUACCCUACCCCGCUUCCUGUUGCUAGGACACAUCGUUUUGAUACCAACACGCCAUUCUUCUUUGUUUAUGUGGUUGACAGAUACAAGCUUGCGUUCAUGUACCGAGACUAG
Messenger RNA from Linum tenue, 1266 nucleotides. The record is from the annotation of a GenBank genome assembly. Lineage: Eukaryota; Viridiplantae; Streptophyta; Magnoliopsida; Malpighiales; Linaceae.